Messenger RNA from Dibothriocephalus latus, 324 nucleotides. The record is from the annotation of a GenBank genome assembly. Lineage: Eukaryota; Metazoa; Platyhelminthes; Cestoda; Diphyllobothriidea; Diphyllobothriidae.
AUGUUCCGGGAAUUGCCCAGUUCUCUUAUCCAGUUCCCUGUGUGGGAGUUCAUAAAGAAACUCUUCGCAGCCCAUAACCGUUCCAAACAACAGCGCCUCUCUGGCAAGUCUGAUCCCUCCAUCAAGGCACACCCGGAGGACCUCACGAAAGCCCAAUUCACUUUUUGUGGUUUUGUGGCCGGAGCAGUGGCGGGUGCAUUUACGACGCCUGUUGACGUUGCCAAAACGCGUAUCAUGCUGGCAGAUAAGGACAGUCUUUUGGCGUCUGGUCGCAUUUUAACGGCAAUGAGGGUCGUCUACUGCGAGUCGGGCAUCCUUGGGUAA